Molecule: messenger RNA, 2481 nt
Organism: Vigna unguiculata (cowpea)
Lineage: Eukaryota; Viridiplantae; Streptophyta; Magnoliopsida; Fabales; Fabaceae
Source: RefSeq, a predicted model, not a curated record
AUGCCACCCAUCACCUUCUCAGAUUCCGAUUUCCAGGGCACCAGCCCCAACCAAGACGACCCCAUGGUCAUAACUGUGGAAGUCGAGAACUUCGUAGUAAAGAAGGUUCUCAUCGAUCAGGGGAGCUCCGUAGAUAUCUUAUAUUGGAAAACAUUCAACAAGAUGCAAAUACCCCUCGCUGACCUAACCCCUCACAAUGAGCCCAUAUACGGAUUCUCAGGUGAGAGAGUCCCCACCAUUCCCAUUCGUUACUUGGUCGUCGACGCCCACACGUACUACAACAUCCUCCUUGGCCGCCCAUCCAUCAACGCGCUGGGUGCCAUCGUAUCCACCCCGCACCUUGCAAUGAAGUUUCCGUCCCCGGAAGGCGACAUCAUCACAGUACAUGGCGACCAACGCGCAGCCAGAGAAUGCUACAUGGCAAGCCUGAAACUACCACACCCACCUCUGACAACCCACAACAUUGAACAAUCCCAAGCCCACACCACCCUGGCCGGCGAUGACUUAGACCCCAGAAUAAACUCCGAAGCACGCCUCGAACCCGUGGGGGAAACAAGGCAACUCCCACUCGAGCAACAAGGCCACUUCCUCCAGGUUAGAACUUCCCUUCCUGGGGGAGAGGAGCGCCACAUCGAGCAAGUGCUCAAGCAGAACGCCGACCUCUUCGCUUGGUCGGCAGCCGAUCUCCCCGGUGUUCACCCCAAGAUCGUCGCCCACCGGCUAUUUGUCUUCCCAAACGCGAAACCCGUCUCCCAAAAAAAGAGGAAGCUUGGAGAAAGUAGAAGGCAAGCAGCUAUAGCAGAGGCCGAUAAACUAAAACAGGCCAGUUUUGUCGGUGAAGCCCAAUACACGACCUGGCUCGCCAAUGUGGUGCUAGUCAAGAAACCCAAAGGGAAAUGGCGCAUGUGUGUAGAUUACACGGACCUGAACAAGGCCUGCCCACGGGAUGCCUACCCAUUACCCAACAUAGACAGGAUCGUCGAUGGGGCCGCGGGACAUGCCAUAUUAAGUUUCUUAGACGCUUACUCCGGCUACAACCAGAUACCCAUGGCUGAGGAAGACAAAAUCAAAACCGCAUUCAUAACCGAGGAGGCCAACCUUUACUACAGAGUCAUGCCCUUUGGCCUCAAAAACGCCGGCGCUACAUACCAACGCUUGAUGGAUAGGGUCUUCCAGCCACUCUUGGGCAGGUCGGUAGAGGUCUACGUCGACGACAUCAUCGUCAAGUCCCCCAACGCGCAACAGCACUCCGCGGACCUAACACAAGUCUUCAAAGCCCUGCGCACAUACAACAUCAGACUCAACCCUGAAAAAUGCACAUUCGGAGUAGAUGGCAGGAAAUUUCUAGGCUUCAUGCUCACGCAGCAAGGGAUCGAGCCCAACCCUGAAAAAUGUCAAACCAUCAUCGACAUGAGAAGCCCCGCGAAUAUCAAAGAGGUACAUCUACUAGUGGGCAGACUAACCGCCAUCUCGCGCUUCCUCCCGAAGUUGGCGGACAAAACCAAACCAAUGAUCCAACUCCUGAAAAUGUCGACCAAGUUCACUUGGGAGGACACCUGCGAACAAAAUUUCAACACUUUGAAGCAACUCCUCACCACUCCCCCGGUCCUGACCAAACCAGACCUUUCCCUCCCCCUUAUAGUGUACAUAGCCGCAUCAACAAACGCCGUCAGCUCCGCACUCGUCCAAGAAAGGGACAACACCCAACAACCAAUAUACUUUACAAGCCGCAUCCUCCAAGACCCAGAAACACGAUACCAAAUGGUGGAAAAGGUAGCCCUUGCAAUCAUCACAGCAGCACGUCGUCUGCGACCAUACUUCCAAAUUUACUAUGCGCUACGAGCCGCAUGGACCCAUCCGAGCACAGUGCCUAGCAGACUUUGCCAACGACCUUCAAGAGCACGCCCCCAUGACACCUGGUGGACCAUGCACGUAGACGGCUCCUCAAACCCGCUGGGAGCCGGCUCCAGAAUAGUACUAGAAGGACCCGACAACGUCCUCAUAGAACAAUCCCUGCGUUUCACCUUCAAAACAUCCAACAAUCAAGUUGAGUACGAGGCCAUUAUCGUCGGCCUUAACUUAGGGCGAGACGUCGGCGCGCAUAAACUCCUGUGCAAGACAGACUCAAAGCUCACCGUAGGCCAUCUCAAUGGUGACUACCAAAUCAAAGACCCCACCCUCACGCAAUACUACCACAUGGUAGUACCCCUAACCGAGCACUUCGACACUUUCCAGAUUCAACACGUCCCACGAAGCGACAACACCCGAGCAGACAUUCUCUCGAAGCUCGCUAGCACCAAAAAGAAAGGCCGUUACAAGUCACUCCUCCAACACACCCUAGCCACACCCUCCAUUGAGCAACAAAACCAAUGCUUAAACAUCACUACCACCAACACCUGGAUGGAACCUUUCAUCAAAUACUUAGAAGCAGGAGUCACCCCGCCAAACGAGGAAAGAGGAUGGAUCCGGAAAGCGGCAUGA